ACAGAAGCGCGAACCGAACAGGCAACAGGUCAGAUGGACUAGACCUGCGCGAUUAAAGGAAUGUGGUGUUACUAAGCACAAGCCUGUAAAAUUACAGGAAAAUAACUUAUUUUAUUACCUUGGACUUGAGAAACUUUCAUCUUUACAAUGCCAAAGAGUGACACAUGGCCCGGUGGUGUCACCAUAGAGACGAUCACUGGCAUGGACAGUGCGGGCAGCUGUGACAGUGUUUUCAGUAUGAACUCUGGAUUUAGUGACAAUAGCCUCAAGCACCUGUCUGCUGAGGAGAGGGCAUGUCUCAUGUUCUUGGAGGAGACCAUAGAGUCCCUAGAGACUGAGGAGGACAAUGGACUGUCCAAUGAUGAGCCUGACUGCCUGCCCACCACCGGCAACGUGGCCACCAAGAUGGCCCACCUGUCUGCCUCCAUGGGCCAAAACAAGCUCAACAAUGUAUCAAAAUAUCCCAGUGAUGAGUACGGUUACCUGGUUCCUACUCCGUUCAUCCUGGCCAACAGCACCUCCUGCAUCCUGUCCAAGCCCAGGCCAGGAAUACCCCCAAAUAAUGAGAACUCUCACCCAAAGCCCCAGGUCAUUGCCUUGGACAACACGCCAUCUCAGAGCCAUCACCCUUGUGUACCCCCUGAGGUCAAUGUUGUGGUGAUACCCCCUCCAUCAAAGCCCAAAGACUACCCUUGUCAGAGACCACCCCCUUCACCCAGGGGCCCUCUGUCCUAUGAGGCCCUAGUGCAGCUGAGGAAGAGUGCGUCCAUGAAGAGACCCCUUCAAAGUGCCACAGCUGAGACCAGAGACUGGAACAGGCAGCCCUCUUCAUCAGCCGUUCCCAUUGACCUGCACGAUGGGAGCACACCUAGAGACCCGUCAGUCACCCCAGCCCAGGUCACACUCCCCCAAGAGCCCAGCAAGCAGAAUGGCAGUCCUCCAGUAGUGUUCCCAAAACCCCCCAAAAUACCCUCCCACAUUGCCCUGAAUACCCAAAAGGUUACAGCCAACCCCACCACAGACUCCAGUGCCCCUUCCUUGAGCUCAUCACCCACUGACAGGCAUUUGUCGGACUCCCAAAAGGUGCGAAAAGAGGCCCUGCAGAAGCUGGGGCUCCUGAGAGACAAUAAUGAGUCCCAACCUAACUCUGUUAUGCCACUGUGCUCCUCCAAAUUUCACUCCACCUGUGACCCAACUUCAGCCAGUGUGGGAGUUAAAGCUCAACCCCACGGUAACUCAACAAGAAGCCAGCCCUCAUCCACCUCCCAAGGACCCAGAGAACCUAGCAGCAGGCCGGUACAAAGCAGCAGCUUCCUACAUCGCUCUAGGAGUGAGGAGCAGCCCCCCAUACCGCCCUCACACCUGACCAAACCCAGUGGGGUCAAAGCUGUCACCCUAGAGCGUUCUGAGGUGGGGCUUGGGACCUACGUGGCCGACCACCGGAAACCUCCCCAGGGUGGACGUUGCACCCCACCUGCUCCCACCAAAGCCCCAGAGCAGGAGAAAACAACCCUCGCUGCCCAGCCAGUGUCCACCCACAAGACCCCGCACUGCCCGGGCUUCAGUGUGGUGAUGGUGCCCAGCAUGGGAGAAGACAGACGAGAGGCUCUUAGGAAGCUGGGGCUGCUGAAAGACUAGGCCUGGAGAGAAGGUAUCUCUUCCCAGUGGUUGAAUGGAUACAUAAAAGGGGUAUCAAAUGGAACAGACUUCCACCACCGUAGGCAGAGAAGCAGCAUAAAGAGGGAAUUGAAUGGAUUUCUGUAAAUAUUUUUUAGCACUGAACGUGCUGGUUUAUCAGGAAAAUACCUUCUUUCUUCCUUUUCUGUCUGUAAAACCUCUUACUGCAGUUUAGUUUUCAUGUCAGUUGUUUGUUAACAUGAUAUUUGCAAAUUGUUUUUAAAGGAUUUUGCUGUUACAGAAUCAGUCACUGCACACUUAUACAGUAGAUCAGAGGAAUGAAUGCAACGGGCUUAUUCAGAGAGGUUGGGUUAAAUGCGGAAGACACAUUUCAGUUGAAUGCAUUCAGUUGUACAACUGACUGGGUAUUCCCUUUUCCUAUUCAUCAUAUUUUUGGUAUAAUUGCUGUGUAACAGACUGCGUUCAUGGUAUGCUUGAGAUGAGAACAUGUAUUUGACCAUACAUAUUUUGUCUUCUCUAAUGCAUAUUUGUUUUUGGUCCAUAUCUCUAAAGGCCAUACAUGCAAUUGUGUUAGGGCCCACUGUACCUUUGAGAGGACAUUCUGGGCUUUUCAAUGAUAUUACUUGUGGGGGUGUGACUUGAUUUUUUUUUCUGCCUGGUUCUUCAAAAAUGGCAACCAUCACAAUUAGCACAUUUUAUAGUAAGGGUAGCAUUUUUGUGAUUUUGAUAUUCAAAUAGUUUCUAAUAGGUAAAUUUCUUCACAUUAAAUAAGAUAUUGUUAAUAAAGUGGACGUCAAGAUGUGCUGUUUUUCA
Molecule: messenger RNA, 2451 nt
Organism: Oncorhynchus gorbuscha (pink salmon)
Lineage: Eukaryota; Metazoa; Chordata; Actinopteri; Salmoniformes; Salmonidae
Product: specifically androgen-regulated gene protein-like
Exons: 4
Coding region: 148-1638 (496 amino acids)
Source: RefSeq, a predicted model, not a curated record